Messenger RNA from Meyerozyma guilliermondii ATCC 6260, 576 nucleotides. RefSeq names its product Arc18p (gene ARC18). Gene Ontology annotation, cellular component: Arp2/3 protein complex; cytoskeleton. Gene Ontology annotation, biological process: regulation of actin filament polymerization; Arp2/3 complex-mediated actin nucleation. Bases 1 to 576 code for a protein of 191 amino acids. The record is from RefSeq and is a predicted model, not a curated record. Lineage: Eukaryota; Fungi; Ascomycota; Pichiomycetes; Serinales; Debaryomycetaceae. The transcript has a single exon. Gene Ontology annotation, molecular function: actin filament binding.
AUGGAUGUCAACCAUAUAACGAGAAUGCGAUCCUCAAUCACCAUCAUGCCUCCAUAUCAUUCGACAUUUUUGACGGAAUCGGGCCCUGAUGCUCGUUUGGUAGGUAACUUGGUACUACUUCCAUUGCACACGAGUUUCCGUGGACCUUCAUAUCCCCCACAACAAGAUUAUGACAUCAUUGAGGAAACGUUGGAUUUGUUCAGAGCCAAUUCUUUCUUCAAAAACUUUGAAAUUAAGGGUCCAGCAGACAGAUUGUUAAUCUACGGCAUCUUAUUUGUCAGCGACUGUUUGUCCAAGUUGAAUAAACUGGUCAAUUUGAGAGAAGCUACACGAAUUCUCAACAAUUUGGCUCUCGAUAACUUUGCCCUUCCGGGCGAUAUAGGGUUCCCAUUGAACUCCAUGUACCAAGCUCCAACCAACAAGAACGAUGCAGAGUUACUCCGGUCGUAUUUGCUGCAAUUUAGACAAGAGUUGGCCGAUAGAUUGUUGAAGAGAGUGUACCUGGCCAACGAUCAAGUUCCCGAUAAGUUUUGGCUAGCAUUCACGAGAAGAAGAUUUAUGAACAAAAGCUUGUAG